This is a messenger RNA of Colletotrichum truncatum, 612 nucleotides long. RefSeq lists its product as uncharacterized. The record is from RefSeq and is a predicted model, not a curated record. NCBI's taxonomy places the organism in Eukaryota, Fungi, Ascomycota, Sordariomycetes, Glomerellales, Glomerellaceae.
AUGGUAGUCACUGGGCUAGGCAAAGACUUUGGCAUCAAGUGGCCCAGGUUGGUGGAUGAUAAACUAGCAAAGCGCCCCGUGCUACGAUUCGGUCUCCUCAGUAUUGUCAAUCUUCGAGUUGGUCUCAACCUCUUCACAGCCGAGAGGCGCCAUUAUGGUACGACGGCCAAGACACGCGAACCUGUUUCUUCGUCAAGGGGAAAGUCAACGUCAGCCACCGUUGAGGCCCGUCGACCAAUGCCUUGCAUACACAGAUCUCCCGUCGCUUAUGCCUCCGAACUUAUCGGCACCAAGAACACUCUUGCGGAGGUUUGGUUUACAUCCCACCCGCCCCGAAUGCGUCCGCAUUCCAGCCACAAGCCCGGAACCGCGCGGCCACCGACCGCUGCCGAUGGACCAAUGGAAGCAACCGUGCCGGCCGUCCUGCAUACCGUGGUAUCUUGGACACAUCAGCGACGUAGCAAAGCACCUAGAGCUGGGAGCUUUCAGCUCUCCCAGUGGGCCCCACUGAUCAACAGACCAACCCCAGCCAAGUCCAUGUCACGGUUACUUAGCGUUUAUUCAGGCACUGAAGUGACGUUUCCGACCCGUCCUCUAAUGGUCGGUGCAUAA